This is a messenger RNA of Aedes aegypti (yellow fever mosquito), 2791 nucleotides long. RefSeq names its product protein slowmo (gene slmo). The record is from RefSeq and is a predicted model, not a curated record. Gene Ontology annotation, molecular function: phosphatidic acid transfer activity. Gene Ontology annotation, cellular component: mitochondrial intermembrane space. The coding region runs from base 207 to 851 and encodes 214 amino acids. Gene Ontology annotation, biological process: phospholipid transport. NCBI's taxonomy places the organism in Eukaryota, Metazoa, Arthropoda, Insecta, Diptera, Culicidae. The transcript is spliced from 5 exons.
ACAGCAUUUUCCAUUCGCUCACUUUAUCAUACAUGCUGUAGCGAGACGGUCGGUGGUUCGAGUUUUUCGUUCCGCGAAAGGAUUUUUCCUCUUUUUCCGUUCCGUUCUCGGUUGGAUUUUGUCGCGAGUGGUUUUUGUGCAGCGCGGGGCGAAUUUUCUACCGUAAUUGCGCGAGUGUUCCGAAGGCGUUUUUCACCGAAUCCAAAAUGAAAAUCUGGACUUCAGAGCAUGUAUUCAACCACCCAUGGGAAACCGUGGCCCAGGCAGCCUGGCGAAAGUACCCAAAUCCAAUCAAUACGGCAGUGAUCGGCACCGAUGUGGUCGAGAGGCGGGUCGUCGACGGUGUCCUCCAUACGCAUCGGCUAGUCAGCUCCAAAUGGUAUUUUCCACAGUGGGCCCAGAAGGUGAUCGGUUCGCCAAAUGUGUGCUACGCCAGUGAGCAGUCCACCGUGGAUCCGGCCAAGAAGCUGAUGACCCUCAAGACGAUCAAUCUCACCUUCGGCAGCUUUCUGUCGGUGUACGAAACGCUCAGCUACGUGCCACAUCCGAGCGAUCCGGGCAAAACGCUGCUGAAGCAGGAGGCCACCGUCCAGGUCGAGGGGGUGCCACUGAACCGCUACAUGGAGGACGUACUGACCAAGAACAUUAGCACCAACGCCGGCAAGGGCCGCCAGGGUCUCGAAUGGGUGAUAGGGAAGCUAAACUCGGAGGUGAAAGAACUGGCCAGUUCCGCAGCUACCAGCACCAACGAAAUCCUAAAUCACACCAAGAAAUCCCUGGAUGACAUCACGGACCAGGCGCGAAAGAGCAUGGACGAGCUCAGUGCGAAGGCCCAGAAGAUCCACGUAUAGUAACAAACGUGGCACGGCGUCACCCAACAACACAGGUGCUACCGGUCCUGGUGCUAGUGCGACCGCUUCCUCUUCGUCAAUGCCGCCGUCGUCUUCGUCUUCUUCAUCUACUACUGCUACUACCGGUACUUCAAGUACAACACCAAAGGCAGCGGCAACAGAGACGGCCUCGAAGCCCGGCCAUGGAAGUGGAGAAUUCGCCUCCUCCAGUUCAUCAACCGGCGCGUCACGAACGAGUCACAAUAGCACCAGUGCACCAAGAUCAUCCAAGACUACUCCUACUACAUCUACUACGGCUAAAGAGUUUUAUGCAGCAAAUAGCACUGACAACACUACAACAAGAAAAGCGCCGACAUCAUCGACAUCAUCUUCAUCUUCAUCCUCUUCAACCAGUAGAACAAGUAGGUUCCCGCCAACCGCGUCGUCAUCCUGAUUUUGGGCCAAUUUCGCACGAGACGCUGCGUGGGCAAGUUACUCAUUAAUUCCCUAGAUUUCAGUUGAACCACCUAUUCUUAUAAACUAAUUUUCGGGUCUCCCUGGAACUCCUUUCCCUUUGACCGUCGUUUUGUUAUCGUUCAGAACCAAAAUUACGGAAAACCUAUCGUGUUCGUUAUUUAUUUUAUUAUGAUUAGUAAAAUAUCAAUUGUACGUACAAAUCGAACUGAAACCACGGUCUGCAGGCUGAAUUCUUCUCUCUAAUCCUGCCAUCCGGAUUGUCGCUUUUUGUGUUCUUCUCUUCAAAAACGAGUCUACUAUCUUACACCUCUAUAGUCCGCCCUCAAAAGAGAUAUUCCCACCAGACCCACCCAAUCAGCUUCAAGCGCAUAGUGAUAAGCAUAGCUACCGUUAGUUUCGCACACCAAAUAACCGAACCCAGUACGAGAUUGCUCUUAGGCUACCCGAACACCAGUUUUAUUAUGGCAUUGGCCUCGGCCAGAACCAGAAACCGAACCCGAAUGAGAAGGACAUCAAUUGAAUAUCGAAUCAGAGUACCGUGUAAAUAUCCCUAAUAACUCUUAUAUUGAAUAAUUAGCCAGCAAUGGUAAUAUCGUGACGUGAUUAUUUAGCAUUAGUACAAGAAGCUAUCUAGUAUUAGUAGGUCCUUUGCGGAAGAUAUGAAAUCAAAUACAAGUUGGAAGCAAUUUUUUGGCAACCUUGAAGCUUUGAAGUCUCUCCCAUCACCCCAAGAAAGUGGGAGUGGGCCAUUUCACAUAGGGUUGGUUGGCAUUAUGGCUAUUUGGCAUAACCAGAAUUAUGCCGCUUCUUUCAGAAGAUGCCUGUUCUUGAUGAAAAAAUGUUAUGCCAAACGACGUUAUACCAAAUGGCCCGCUCCCAUGUAGAACAUGCAAGUUUUGGACGGUGAGUAAGUGCGUUCCCGCUAGAGCGUGCGUGAUUGUGGCUUGUUGUUGCACGAGACUGAGAGUAGAGAGCGAGUUUUUUUUAUUCGAAUCUAGCAGACGACCGGGAGAGAGAGAGAGGGAUUCGGAAAUGAAAGGCCACUUAUUCUUUCGAAUUCACUUGCAAGCAAGCAAGAAAGGUAUCGCAUCAACAGACGACACACAUUCCCGUGGGAAGAAAUCGAUUUUUCUUGGUGAAAGCCUGGCGGCUUACGCGCAUGUAAAUUAUAAAUUGAAUUUGGGCAAUAAUUUCCGUUUUUGGCGAUUAUGGAAAUGUUUUUCGAAUCAGCGAGGAAUAGAAAACAAAUAACAAACAUCAACCAUCGAUUAGUAGUGAGAUGUGCGACAGCAAUUUUAUGAUGAAAUGAAUGCAAAUUAGAAGAAAAAAAAUCAAACUGGAAACAGAAGCAAAGCGAACUCACACAACACACAAACAUACCUACACAUAUGUCAGUCAAUAACGUUUAAAUUGUUGUAAUGUUUCAGAUAAAGAGAAUUUAAAGAUAUGCGAGCGUGAUAGCUUGGUUUUCAAACAACUCUAAA